CUGUGGUGAUGCGGAACACUCAGAACACUACAGCAGUUAAUGCAGUAGGGCGUGGUAGUGGCAUCACACAUUUCCCCUCUCAUCUUACGGGCCCAGCUCCGCAGUCAGUUUUGGGCCUUGGUCGUGGUGCAGCUGGAAAUCCAGCAUUUGGGCAGCUUGUGUUGCCUUCAAGCAUCAUGGGUCCUCACCCAGCUUCCCUGGGAGUCCCAGACCUUUGUCAACUGCAGCAGCAAAAUCAUAGACUAAUGGGGUCUGCCCCAAAUUUAUUACACUUUAUGCCUCCACAUCUGAUGCUGCCAUCACAGCAGUCUCUCAGGGACAGCACCAAAUCUCUGGGACAACAAGGCUUUGCUACAGAAAAUGGUAUUUUGCGAUCCCUUCACCCACAUUGCAACAACUUGGCCUAUAGGACGGGUUUUCAGGGAAGAUUGGUUGAUCACCGAAUGCCAAUUCCAGGGCAGUUCACACUACGACCUGACAAUGUGAUGGGUUCUCAUUAUAUCAAUAAUCGCUCUACAAAUGGCAGCUUCAAUCAACACCAUGGUCAUCGAGGCAAUUAUAACUGUCACUAUAACAACUACAACAGCCACAGACAGCAUCAGCAUCACACAGAGAAUGGAUCAGGAGACUAUGAUGAAUAUGCCGGCCUCAUGACAACCAGAGAGAAACAGUGGCUGCUGAAUAUCCAGUUGUUGCAACUCAAUACCAGCCAGCCUUACAUUGAUGACUACUACUACAUGGUAUUUUCCUCAAGACAGCCAAGGAAGAAUAACAAUAACAAAAAAAGUGGAGAAAUUUAUGAUUCCUUUGGUCAUAGAGAGCGGAGAGACAGCCACAGAGAUAGAGAUCAGAGAUCUGAUCAGCAGCAAGGGGUGUCACGAGUGUACACUCCAGCACAGUUUGAAAAUUCUCUGGGAAAACUUCAGGUUGGAAAUGUUACAACACCAAGACAAAUAAUAGACACUGAUGUUGUCUCUCAUGAAGGUCUUGACUCCACAUUGCAGUCACUUCAGAGGGACUCCCGCAAAGCCAAACAACUUCUGCUGGAAAUAGAGAGGUUAUACCUGCUGCUCCUGCAAGUUGAGGAUCUAACAAGUUCGUUGCCUGAAGUGAAGCAAUCAGUGACUGAAGACAAGGUGGAUCUUCUGCGUAAAAUUGUAUCUUCAUUGCUUGUAGAAGACCGAUUGAGCAGUUUAAUGUGUGUCCACAAAGGAAAGUUUCUACUGUUACGGGUGCUGCCACAUCUCAUGGCAGACAUUGAGGAGGAAUGCCACUUGGUACAGGUGUGGAGUACGAUAUUCCGAGGGCUUGUAAUCAUUGGAAAACGGGACCAAGCAAGUGGAGAGUCCCUUCUUCCUCGUUUCUACCCACAUUUUAAGAAAUGGUUAAGUCAAAAUCAGUUCCCUGCGCUCCUGGAGGUAGCACGUAGUCUGAUACCAGAUUCAAGGGACUCACCUAGAACUGCAUCUCCUAUAACAGCUUCACUACCUGCCAAGAGUGUGCUUGUAUAUGCACUAGGCAACAAGUUUGGAGUUUCCUCACUGGCUGCGAUGAUGGUACGUGGUGAAAUGUUGUAUCCCACUUUGGAGGAGAAGCAGUGCCAUGAGUGGUCAUCGUUCAUUACAAUCCUGGCAGAAACAGUGGGAUCACUUCCUUCUUGUAAGUCUCUUCCCACACCUAUUGAGCCAAUGGACACCGCAUUAUUGAACCAGCACUUGGGACGUUGCAGUAACUUGCAUAUUGAGAAGUAUGCAGCGUUAGAAUGUGCUUUUACAGGACCUCAGAAAGUUGAAGUAGAAAUCAAAGAAAAUAAGACGGACUCAUAAGAGUGAAUUUGAUUUUGUGGUAAUCUGAACUAACAUGAUGUUUGCUGUACUUGGCCGAAUGGGUACUCUGGUUGUUGCUAUUAGUAAUCGUUAUGAAACUACACCUUUCAGAGAAAACUGUGAUGAUCCUAAAAGAGUGUUGUGUUAGAACAACAGUUGACAGUCCUCACAGAAUACAUGCAGGUGCUUUCUUUAAAUUUGGGACCUCUGGUGCCAUAUAAAAAUUAUAUUAAAAAUCAGUAUUACAGUCAAUACUUGUCUCCUGCUUAGUUGUGUUUUUAUGAAUUGCACACAAGUUUUGAAUACUUAUUUAAAGAAAGCAUUUGAUCAAUGAAUAUUGGGUACUGACAUUCAGGAGACCUCUGAGAAAGAAGUAUAGGAACUUUGUUGUGACUCAUCAGUUUGAACCGACUAUUAUGAUCCAAGAGAAAAUGUAAAACUGCAGUUGGAGAUCCAUACCAAGCUGUUAUUACUUUUUUUGGGGGGGGAAGGGGAUCUUUCUUCCUCUGCUAAGCCUUAUGAUUUGAAUGUGAAAAAACAGGGAACAGGGCCUUACACACAGUUUCUUAAAUAAUUUAUAAGAAUUGAAAAGAUGAAUUUUUUAAAUGAACACAAUAGUGACGAUUAUGUAUUUUAUUUAUUUCUUAAAUGUAUUGGUGAUAUUCCUAAGAAAAGUUCUCAUUUUAGUUCAUAUUCGAUGUGUAACAAGGUGUUGUCUCUGAAAAUUGAAGAACCAUUUUUUUUUAAUUAAUCACCUGUUUAUGUAAUAUUCAUAUACCAAAUUCUGUAUUUAAUUUCCAGUAUGAAAAGAAAUUCCAUAAUUUCACAUCUCCAUGUUCCUUCUUAUUGUAUCACAGUUACACUAUGAGGCAUGUCCAUAAUUGAAUUUCAUUGCUUUAUUCUUCAGUGAGUUACUAAAUUGCUACUCUGAAAUUCUCUAUUCAUUUUUUUUGUAAGAGUAUUUGAGCUUUAAUCUAUGUAGAAUGUAAGAUACAUAUGGCCUCAGAGUUCCACAAUUUAACAGAAUUUGAAUUAUUCCAUAAGUCUUAUGUAACAGCAUAGGAGCAUACAUAUUUCAUAGCCUAGACACAUCAUUCAGAUAUGCACACUUUAUUCAAUUUAUGAUCCAUUAUAAAGGGCGAAAUAAUAUUUCAUAUUCAGAUCUUUUUAUUUUAAAAAAAUUUCUUUAUCAUGUAAAGCUUGCAAUAUUGAGUACAUUUUAAUUGACAUAUGCAUCCAGAGUAUAACUUUGGAUGUGUAGUAGUUUUCUCGGGAUGUGUCAUACAGUGUGGGAACUUAAUAUGGUAUUAUAUUCCCAAACACAGUAACUGAGCAUUUGUUACUUGUGUGCUACUGGCCUGUUGCAGUGUAAUUCAUUUAAAAUGACUCUUUUUAUAAUAUGUGAGAAUUAUUACAGAAGUACUUACUUUUUUCAGCGACCUUGGUAUCAAACUGAUUUUUUGUUUUGUUGAAAAUUUUUCCAUUGAAAUAAACUACGCUGUAUUGAAUUACAAUGUUUGAAAUGUUUUACUUUUCUUCUUUCCUUUUUUUGGACAUUGUAAAUAAGAAGACAUGUUUUCAGUUGCAUGUGCCAACAGAUUUUCUUAUGAUUUUUUUGUUCUGUGAAAGAAUAGAGCCAAUUUUUCAUUAUUACCUUUAUGCAUUACUUUUUGCAUUGUACUGUGAUGUUAUGAAAACAGAAAAUAUUGUGUACAAAAUUUGUAAUACUUGUUUUCAUAGAUGUUUCAUAAUUAUAAUGAACUGUGUAUAAGAAAUGUUAUCAGGAACUCAAUAAACUCAUUAGGAAGGUUUUGGACUGAAACAAUGUGAAUAAAAAAUUUAAUUAAUCAUA
Molecule: messenger RNA, 3678 nt
Organism: Cryptotermes secundus
Lineage: Eukaryota; Metazoa; Arthropoda; Insecta; Blattodea; Kalotermitidae
Product: protein PAT1 homolog 1
Exons: 8
Coding region: 9-1826 (605 amino acids)
Biological process (GO): P-body assembly; deadenylation-dependent decapping of nuclear-transcribed mRNA
Cellular component (GO): P-body
Molecular function (GO): RNA binding
Source: RefSeq, a predicted model, not a curated record